UUCACUUUAUACACUCCGGUCCUCGAUGCAGAGGCGCAUUCCUCUCAAAUUCACCAUUGGUCCCAUGAUCUCUCUGGCUCCUCUCUCCUCCCUCCCAGGAGGUUUGAGCCAGAGGACCCUCCCAGCUCUCCACCCCAAUCAGAACCCUAGACUCUCUCUCUCUACAUUUUCUCUCUCUAGAAUUUUCUCCUCCAAAACCUUAAAAGUAUCUGCAAAAUCAAACCAGAGCACCAACAAAGAUAACACCGCCAUAGGAAAAGAAACUCUUCCUGAUAAGAAAUCCAUAGAAUUAGAUGGAGCGCUCUCUUCUGGGAAGAAAUCCUUUGCAGUAGCAACGGGAGAAAUCUUUUUAGGGUUAGCUUCUGCUCUCCUCAAGACAAGAAGGGAAAGCCUAAAGGGCUCUGAUUCAAAAACUGAGGUUUUUGUGGAUUUUGAUAAGAUCGAGGAGAAUGGGUUUUUGACGGAUGGUAAAAAUGGUGGUGUUUCUUCUUCAGUUUCAGAGGUUCCCUGUAUAGUUUGGGAGCAGAGGGAAAAGGAUAUAGAGGCAGAGAGGACUCGACCUAAGGUCACUAGCCCAGGGUUUAGUUUCUCAGCUGCUGGUCUUCUGUUCCCUUAUCAUCUUGGUGUUGCUCAAUUUCUUAUUGAGAAGGGGUAUAUACUGGAAACUACAGCAUUGGCUGGUUCUUCUGCUGGUGCUAUAGUUUGUGCUGUGAUUGCUUCUGGAAGCUGUAUGCAAGAUGGUCUCAGAGCGACCAAACUACUGGCUGAAGAUUGCCGUGCUAAUGGCACUGCGUUUCGCUUAGGGGCCGUUCUAAGAUCUAUGCUGUAUGAUUUUCUCCCAAAUGAUGUCCAUAUUCGGUCGAAUGGAAGGAUUAGAGUUGCUGUUACACAAAUAUUUCAGAAGCCAAGGGGUUUACUUGUGGAUCAGUUUGACUCAAAGGAAGACCUUAUCAAUGCAGUCAUUACCUCUUCCUUCAUCCCAGGGUACCUAGCGCCAAGGCCUGUGACACUCUUCCGAAACCGACUCUGCAUAGAUGGCGGUUUGACAUUGUUCAUGCCUCCAACUGCUGCUGCUAAAACGGUACGUGUUUGUGCAUUUCCCGCCACCCGACUAGGAUUGACUGGGAUUGGAAUAAGUCCGGAUUGCAAUCCUGUGGAUAGAGGAACCCCUCGUCAGCUUUUUCAAUGGGCACUCGAGCCAGCAGAAGACUAUGUCCUCGACAAACUUUAUGAGCUUGGAUAUCAAGAUGCAGCUGUCUGGGCUGAGCAGAACCCCGUUGAGUUAAUUGUGAGAGAUGACAACACUUCUCCUGAGACCCCUCCAAAUUGAUGAUUCUUAAGCAAACUAAUGAUACUGAUGUGACAUAGCAUUGAAGGUGGGUAUGGAAUGGGAUAUGGAUGACAUGGGUGAGAUAUAGUUAGACGGACAUACAUAAUGCAUCAUGGGCCUCAACUGUAGAUACAGCACUGAUUAAUGGCACAUAAACCAUGUAUUUAGUCA
This is a messenger RNA of Amborella trichopoda, 1501 nucleotides long. Lineage: Eukaryota; Viridiplantae; Streptophyta; Magnoliopsida; Amborellales; Amborellaceae. The record is from RefSeq and is a predicted model, not a curated record.